Molecule: messenger RNA, 4801 nt
Organism: Spodoptera frugiperda (fall armyworm)
Lineage: Eukaryota; Metazoa; Arthropoda; Insecta; Lepidoptera; Noctuidae
Exons: 5
Coding region: 189-3572 (1127 amino acids)
Source: RefSeq, a predicted model, not a curated record
UCAAGAUGGCGGAUUGACGUCCGAAAUUCGGAACGCUAGCGUUGCAUGAUACCGCAUUGCUGCGCUUCUUUGAUAAUUUUGUUGUGAUUUUCGAUCAACAUUGUGUGUUUUGGCCGCCAAUGUCAAAUUGAGUCAAAAUAAUUUGUUUUGCUGUGUUUUAUUGGUAGUGCGAGGAGCACUAACAUGAAAUGGAUUCCAUAGUGGUGAAAACGGAGAUGCAAAGCAAUGGAGAGAUACUCCUAUUUUAUGUUGAUGAAAAUGGUGGUAAUGAAGAAGGAGUGCUCACUACAGUAGAGAGUAUCGAGAAUCAAGCCAUGCAGCUUCAGCAAGAUAACUCCUACAUCAUCCAGGAUAUGGUUGACUCCAAUGAGAAUGCUGAUCAAUCAACAGCAGACAACUGGACUGAUGAUGAGAUAAACCGACUCCUCGUCUUCUACAAUGAUAAUAAACAGACAUUUAUCAACGGCACAACUAAGAAACAACAUCUCUGGACCGUUGCAUGUAAAACAAUGCUUUUAGGCAAAAACCCAAACUCAUGCGAAGCCAAACUUCUUAGUUUGCAAACAAAGUACAAUCAAAUAUGUGAAAACAUACAAAAAGGAUUGUACGAAGAGUGGCCGUACUUCCAACUAUGUCAUAAUAUUUUCCAAGAUGAAAGCCCUGUGAUUACCAUUGAAACCGUCAACUCAUCGGAACCUCAAAUCAUUAAAGUUCCAGCUUUGAAACAGAAUUUUGACAAUGUCAUGAUGGUUAAGAAGAUAAAUAAACCUGCAGUUGAUGAGAAAGUUCAUACAAUGCUAACUUUGUAUUUGAAAUACAAGAAGAACUUCCAAGAAGAGUAUUGGAGACGGGGUUUGUGGGAGACUAUUGCGAUGGAGAUGGGAGAGGAUGACGGGGAAUACUGGCAGAAACGGUUCUUGAACUACAAACAGCAUUACUUGAGGUUGCUAGACAAGAGACGGGACAGUGGCAACGAAGGCAUCAACUGGCCAUACAUGGACUUAUUCGAUAAAAUAUUUGAAGGGGACCAAGAAUUUAAUAGAAAGUACUUAAAUGAAGAGUACAGACUAAUCGAAAACCAGGCUAUAGCUGAUUCUGAAGAGAUACCAACGCCUGAAGAUUGGUUGGUCUGUGAGAAAACUGUUUUAGUGAAAUAUUACUUUGAUUGUUACGAUGAGUUUGAGGACCGGACGAUACCCAAUGGUUUUCUAUGGAACGAAAUAGGCCGGUUACUGGACAAACCAGCUGAUGAUUGCAAAGCGAAGUAUGAGGAGUUGAGAGAGGCUCAUCUACAGAAAUAUAUCGAUGGAGCUGUUGUCGAUUUGCAGAGCAGAAAACCAGUUGACAUAGUGUAUGACCAUAUCAUAUCGAAGGAUAUACAGAAUGAAAUGGAAAGGAAUCGAAGGAUACCGGAGGAAUUGGAGAUUUGGAAGACAACGGAGCUAGAUGACUUGGUGCAAUUCUUCUAUGAUAAUAUACAGUUGUAUAAAGACAAAAUAUGUCAUUUUGUCUGCUGGGCAGCUGUAGCGAAGAAGUUGAAGAAGACACUACAGAGUUGUAAGAGCCAAUGGGAUGACUUAGUUCAGUUGUAUCAGACUAUCUUGAAUGAUAAGAAGGAGCAUCCUGAUAUGCAGAUCGAUUGGCGAUAUAUUGAAGUUUUUGAUAGGAUAUUUGAUUAUGGUAUGGACACUAAUUUGUUGGUUGGGUAUGAUAAGCCUAAGGAUGGUGCAGGUCCGAAAGCUGUUCAGGAAUCUGAGUUGGGGAAGGUUGGAGUAAAAAGAGUGAGCAUCAAAGAGGAAGUAGGCAUCGAUGACUUCAGUGAUGAUGACGAGUCCUUUGAUGAACGAGGAUUCACAAAGCGAACCAAACGGCGUGCCGGAGAGUCGAAAGCGUUCAAAAUCCUCGAAUAUUACCAAAAGAACAAAGACAAAUUCUCAACAACGAAUAGAAAUAAACAUUCUUUAUGGGAGGUCUUAGCCAAACAGAUUGGUAUCUCAGCUACCCAAUGCGCUCACAGGUUUAGAAACUUAAAACAAGUAUACACUGCCUACGUACAAAGAGAAAUCAACAAACCAGAGAUGCCUAUCCUAUGGCCUUACUACGCUCUUUGCAAGAAAGUCUUCGGCUACCGAGCCAUCAAAUCAAAGCUCAAGAACGGCAAAAUGGAUUCUGAUGACAGCGAAGACUGGUCAGCGAAGGAAAUCAAGCAAUUGAUCAAUUAUUUCUCUCAAAACUUUGAAGAGAUUGAUAAUUUUGUCGAUGACACAAGUAAAUGGUCUGAUUUGGCAACGGAUAUCGGUAAAACUGAGAACGCUUGCAAGGAGAAGUUUAUUGAACUGAGGAAGUCUUAUAGAAAGUUGAAGACUAUGAGGAGUAGGAACCCUGAUGUGAAGAUUUCGUGGAAAUAUUUUAACAUGUUCGAAGAUAUUUAUAAUGCUAAGCAGAAUGGAAAUGAUGAGGCUAUGGAGGUUGAGGAGUUGGACUUGAAUAUGGUUUCUGAUGAAAAAGAAGAAGACGACUACCAGUGCAUCAUAGUAAUACCAGAAGGUCAAGAUAUAUCGCAGAUAGAAAACGCUCAAAUUAUAAUACAAGAUCCACCCACUUUAGAAACCGUCCCAGAAGAGCCAGCGCCAACCAACCAGCCAAAGGAGGUCAAACCCAUCCAAAAAUGGACGAAACGGACCAAAAAGAGGUUAAUCAUCUUCUACAUUAACUACAUAAGGUCCCAUAAGGGGAAAGAGAUCAAAGCUCAAGAGAUGUGGAAGGAUAUUGCAUCGAAAUUAAACAAAACUGUGCAAUCUUGCAGAAAAAUGUUCGCUAAACUGAAAGCUAAUCACAAACAACUAGAUAAAUCAGACCCUAAUGUGCUAAAUAACCCUUAUUACUCACUUAUGGCCAAAGCAAUGCGUUUGAAACCAAAAUACGAAAAAGGGGACCAAAACAAGAGCUUAAAAGAUGGAAAGGUUUAUAAGGAUGUCGCAUUACCAGAUGAUAAAGUCAUACAAGCAUUGCAGUACUAUUUAGAGAACAUAGAGGACUUUGUCAGCCCUAGAUACGAGAAGAAAUAUCUUUGGACAGAACUAGCUAACUACGUAUGCGAGCCUAUUACAAAAGUCUUUAACAAGUUAAACUAUUUGAAACAACAAUAUAACAGUGACACAGAUGAGGUUGCCGGCCAAAAAACACCAUUUGGGGAGCUGUUAAAAGAGAUACAAGCUAAAGAAAUAGCUGUGAAACUCGUGGUAGAUAAUAAUCCAAAACCGAUUAUCGAACUCCCUGAUGAUGAGGAGACCUGGUCUGAUGAUGAGACGGAACAGCUUCUAGAAUGGUAUCUGAGCAAUUUGGAGAAGUUUAAGAACCCUAAGUAUGUUAGAAGCUACCUUUGGUUGGAGGUUUCAGAGUUAUUGAAGAAAAGCGCUAUAGCUUGUUCUAAAAAAAUGUCGGAUGUUCGCACUGAAUACAGGAAUAUGGUGAGAGAAAAACCCGAAGAGUUGAAUGCAUGGAGGUUCCUAGAUUUGUGUCAGAAGAUCUACGGUACGGGAAAGAAAGGCGCAACUAAUAUUAGUAAUUAAAAUUGUAAUUGGUUAUCGCAAACGACUGAUAAGCACUAUUCCUUUUUUAUUCCAGGGUUGGACUAAGUACCUAUCUAGUAUGUAAUGGUGUGUCCAGUACCCUUAGUAUGAGUUUGCUUUACGAAACGAGAGCACGUUCGGCGAUCUGAUUGGCCGGGUAGAAUAGACCAACCAUUCAGAGGGCUUAGCACGAGUUUAUUUUACGUUGAACAAAAACGACACACCAUUACACUCAAAAUAUUAUACUAUUUUACGCAGCAAUUGUCUGUAACAUAUUUUUUUAUAUGUUUUCUUUCUUUUUCUAUUUAAAACUACUACUUAAAGUAGAGCCAAUGUUUAUCGGUUUACUGAUAUUCAAAAUUGUUUUAUGUAACAUGAAAAGUGGGUGUAAAUCCAACAACUAGGUAUUACAUUGAUCUUUAUAUGUCAAGUCACUACUUUAUUCUGUUUGUAAAUGAGAAUACUAUGCAAUAAUCAUCAAGAGUUAGCGACAGUUAGUCAAUCAAUGCUGGAUUAUGAGCCUCUACACAAUAGGGUUUGCCAUAAUCUCCAUGUUUGGGUUGCUAAGUUAGAUACAAAACACGAUUUACUCACGUAAAUAUUUGGAGAAAAAGCUCUACUAGUUUCGAGUCACAAAGGGACUCUUAAUUAUAAGUAGCGUGCGCAGAUGCGGCGAUGUCACACAGCCUACGUGAGUAAACCGUGUUUUAUAGUUAAUUAAGUAUGUCUCACAAUAGUUAUUAUAAAAAAAGUUAGAUACAGCUUAAAUUUUCUAACUCAAAAUUCUCAGUAACCCUUUGGAGGCACUUUCUAGAAUGAUUGUUACCAUUUACAAACAGAAUGUAGAAUCUUAGUGACUUUGUGGACUAGUAAGAGCUUUUUAAAGUAAUCGAAACAAAAGCGCGUUCGGCACUCUGAAUAGUUGCUUGCUUUAUUCGCUUACUUGAAAUGUAAAGCAAACAUAUACUAAGGGUACUAUCAAUUUCUGUUUUUUAACAGAAAAAAACCAUACAACUAAUGUCAAAUAUUUAUCUUAAAAGAUAUAGAAAACAUUGAUAUAGUUUUAGUUAGGUCAAUGAAUUUAAUUGUUCACUUAAAUAACUAAUAAAUAGGUAAUUAGAAGACCAUCGCCCUGUAAAUAUCAUGAAAUUAUGUGAGCAUUUUUUUAAAUGUUAUUUUAGUAUGUAUAAGAAUUAUAUUUUAACUUUUAAUAAAUAUAAUGUCGAUAA